Messenger RNA from Cotesia congregata, 657 nucleotides. NCBI's taxonomy places the organism in Eukaryota, Metazoa, Arthropoda, Insecta, Hymenoptera, Braconidae. The record is from the annotation of a GenBank genome assembly.
AUGGAACUUCAAGGAAACCACACAAAGGACGAGAAAAACUGGCUCUACAAAGGGAAGAAGCUAGAAACAGUGAAGGAAUUCAAGUACCUCGGAUAUUGGUUUUCUCGUAGCGGGAAUUACAAGAAGCACACGAAGUGGACUAGCGGAAAGGCACACCAAGCCCUGAACUCAACUUGGGGAGUCAUAAAAAGGUCUGGCCGAGCUGCGCUGAGCAAUCGUCUUUAUCUUUACAACACUUUGGCAAACUCAGGAGCAUUGUAUGGAGUUGAAGUUUGGGGCUGGUCCCAGAACCCUGAAUUUAAUAGGCUCUAUGCUGGUGCACAUAAAAUGGCCCUGGGAGUUGCCAAAAAUACGCCAGAUUACUUAUGGCAGACGGAAGCAGGAGUGCCAAGCAGCCUAUACGUCACCAAAAGGAGAGCGACUAUGUACCUGGUAGACAUAUUGAAAAUGGAGCAUAACAGGUGGCCGUGGUUGGCGCUAAAAGAAGAAUGUAGGAGCAUACUGAAUGGAAAAGCUUCAAAAUGGGGUGAGGCACUGGUGCAGGCUUUAGAUGAGAUGAAAUGUCAGGAUAUUCCGAGACUGAUAUGGCAGGAAGCUGAGGUAGAGGAAGUGCAGCAGAGACUGGAGGAAGGGCUGAUGAUAAUGAGAAACAAGUAG